Corvus hawaiiensis (hawaiian crow) is the source of this 4577-nucleotide messenger RNA. It is a transcript of the gene HUS1, whose product is annotated as HUS1 checkpoint clamp component. The record is from RefSeq and is a predicted model, not a curated record. Gene Ontology annotation, biological process: mitotic intra-S DNA damage checkpoint signaling; meiotic DNA integrity checkpoint signaling; nucleotide-excision repair. The coding region runs from base 141 to 995 and encodes 284 amino acids. Gene Ontology annotation, cellular component: nucleolus; site of double-strand break; checkpoint clamp complex. The transcript is spliced from 8 exons. Lineage: Eukaryota; Metazoa; Chordata; Aves; Passeriformes; Corvidae.
AGACCCUGCCCAAUCCCGCCGCGCAUCCGGGGUCGGCUGCAAUGGGCGCUGCCCGCCCGGAGCUGCUCGGUAGGAGGCUUCUUCCUCCCUGACCACUUUCUGUGGCAGCGGGCGAGGGGCCCGGGAGGGCCCGCGCCGGCAUGAGAUUUCGGGCUAAGAUCGUGGAUCUCGCCUGCCUCAACCACUUCAGCCGUAUAAUUAACACAAUCGCCAGGUUAGCCAAGAGCUGCAUCCUGCGCCUUACUGUCUGCAAGCUGUAUUUCAUCCUCUCCGAUAAAGUAGCAAAUGGAGGUGCCAGUAUGUGGUGUGAGCUGAGCCAGGGGAAUUUCUUCGACGAAUUUCAGAUGGAAGGAGUAGCUGCAGAGCACAAUGAAAUCUAUUUAGAGUUGGUGCCUGAGAACCUGUCAAGAGCAUUAAAAACUGCCCAGAGUGCUAAGGCAGUGAAGAUCAAGUUGACUAAUAAACACUGUCCCUGUCUCAGAGUUGCUGUGGAGCUACCAUCCUUAUCAAGCAGCAGUAGGAUUGUGACACAUGACAUUCCUGUGGGAGUUAUUCCCAGAAGAAUGUGGAAUGACUUCAGAGAGCCCAGUGUGCCAGACUUUGAUGUCAGUAUUUACCUACCAGUGCUGAAAACAAUGAAGAGUGUUGUGGAAAGAAUGAAGAAUCUCAGCAAUUUCAUUGUGAUUGAAGCAAACUUGAGUGGUGAAAUGAACUUGAAAAUAGAAACUGACUUAGUAUCUGUAACAACGCAUUUUAAAGACCUGGGAAAUCCUCCCUGGGCAUCAGAGGAUGGAUGUCAAAGUUCUGCUCAAGGCAGAGAUCUGGAAAGUAUGGCUGAAGCAUGCAUAGACAUCAAGAAGCUGCAGCAGCUGCUUGCUGGACAGCAGGUCAAUCCUACAAAAGCAUUGUGCAAUAUUGUACGUAAAAGAAUUGUCCACUUCAUCUUGCUCCAUGAGGAGGUUUCACUUCAGUAUUUUAUUCCAGCAAUUGCCUGAGUGUUUUGGAAUCUUGGUCAUUUUCCAACCUGAGGCCUCUUUCACGAAGUCUGAAAUCUUUCCUGAGUUGCUGGAGUAUUUUGAUAUGAGGCACUGUUAGAUGCAGCCAUCAGAUGGACAUUAUUUCAAUAUUUAUGAAAGUAUUCAAAAUAACUUCUCAUUUAGACAGCCAUUUUUGUGCAGAGUUACAUGCUAUGAAAGACACAACACUGGGGAGCAUUGGCAUAUCUUGCUCUUAGGAGGAGCAAAACUGAAAGUUGGCUUACCCACAGCUCAAAGCAUCCCAAAAGCAUGCUCAAUUAAAUACUUCAGUCUCCUCAAAAAAACUAAAGUUAGAAUCCAUCUCUGGAGCUGCUGCUGUGUGUAUUCAGUAUUGAGCAAUGCAAUAUUGAGCAAGCUAUCACAGCUCCAUGAAGCAAGAGAGCCUUCUGGAAGGUUGCCAGACUGGUAUUUGCCUGGACGAGCGUGCACAGCCCUCCUGAAGUGAUACGGAAUUGAAUUCUGUUUCAGUAGAAAUCUUUUGAUUAGACUUGCUCCAAUAUACAUCAGCAACUCUGUUUGUGCUUACUCUUUGUUUAACUCUUGGCCUGAGAGGAUGAGCAAAAGAGUCUGGAUAAUUUUAUUAAUGUGAGCAGUGAAAAUCCCUGUGUACAGAAUGAAUAUCAUAUGAGGACAUGCGUGAGCACAGCAAUUGGUGUGAAAGAAAGAACAAGUUACCUGUGGAUCACAUUUUUUCCCCUUUCCAGUUAGAAAACAUUGUACAACUUGUGUCAUCAUGGUGUCAGACAUGAUGAGAUUGCAUCUAGGCUCUCACGCCAAGCAGCCAAGAGCACAACUAAAUUUCACCAUGGGAGCACUGCCCCUGCUUCUACCUCCUGGUUAUUUUCUGAGGUCUUUGCCUCCUUAUUCCAUGUGUGAUUUAUUUGUUAUCCUGGCAUGUUCCAUAUAGCCUUUGAUUGUUUUAGAAAUGGUGAUUGAGUCUAUGCUGCCAAAUGUGACUGGGAGUUUCUUCUAGAAAGUAACUUGUCAUGGUCAGAAGUGCUGGGUUUUUGGUUGGUUUUUUUUUCCAAGGGAUAUUGACGUUAAGGGAGCAAUGAAUCUUUUGUUCAUGUAAAUGGUCAAGAGAAGGCUGAAGGAGAAGCAGUGGCAGUGAGAAGAUAGAAUAGACUUGCAGUGAUAAGUGUAUUGACUGACUGUGGUUAUAGGUUUUCUGCCUACUACCUCUUUGUUCCUCCCUACUCUUCCUUGCCCUGCACAUUGCCUUAUCAGUUGUCAUAUUUCCAUCCACUGCCUCCAACAUGCUGAGGUUUGCAUCUUUAUCAUUUGCAAAGUCCCAUUUUGCCUAUGUUGUGAGUUGACCUUGCUAAGUAGCUGCUCACUCACUCACACCUGGUGGGAUGGGGGAGAGAAUUGGAAGGGGUAAAAGUGAAAAAAUUCUUGGGUUGAGGGAAGGACAGCUUAAUAGGCAAAGGAAAAUACAGAAUUCAUUCACUACUUCCCAUGAGCAUAGGUGUUUAACCAUUCCCAGGAAAGCAGGGUGAUGGUGGACACAAAAGACUGACACUGAAGAUGGUGGCAAGAAACCAGGCCUUUUUAAGCACUUAGCCAGUUAUCUGUUUACAUAGUUAUAAAGCAUAAUACAACCAACCACCGUACACCACAAUGUGAGCACACAGUGGUCAUGCAGAAUGUUUUUCUACCCCUAAUUCAGCUAUGUCUCUUUCCCACAGUUCUUCUACUUAGCUAAAGUAAUAGGCCUGAGCCAUGAUUUACAAAGGCAGCAAGGCCUUCAUUUUAUAAGAUUUUACCUAUAUGCCACAUCUCCCCCUUUCUUUGUUUUUUAUGACAAGGGUUCAUGUACCCUAAUGCCAAAACAGUCUGCACCUGUAAAGCCAUUAUUAAGAUGGUUACUGGUCAUCUGCUGGUCACAGGAUAAGAUACAUGAAAUACAGAUCACAAUCAAUAAAAACCCAUCAAGAACAACAUGCUACUGACAAAGAUACCCACAGGAUAGGAAAACAAAAGGAUAGUGUCCAAUGUCCCCAGAGAGAGAGCUGCUGCUUCUGCACUUGGAAGUAAAUGGAUACUGUUCCAAAGCUCAUAUGGCUGGAGCACAGGGGCUGUGCUGUUUAGGUGGGAGAGAGUCCAUUAGUUGGAAAUGCUGACUUUAACAUUACUGAAUGUCUCUCUGGAGGCAUGGAACAGGGAACAACUGAAGAAGGUCAGCAGGAACACAAUAACAUGAUGGUGGGUGCAGUAGGACACAAGGCCUCUGUUGGCUGGCUGCCUCCAUAAGCUUCCAGGCACAGCCAUGUUCCUGGCAGUCCUGCCUCUGCUCCUGCUUUGGCCACGAGGGCUGGAUGGUGAUUGGGUCAUUUUUCCUCUCACUGAGCCUCUUUUUCUCGGAGGUGGUCAAUGUUUGUCCAGACGAGCAGGUAACCACUUUAGACCUGUUGGCAAUAAAACACAUACGUACCUUCUCCCCUAGGUUAGUAGAUCAGCUAGGCCUUGCCAUUGCACAUACAGUUCUGGAUUCUUAUGUAAAACCUUUUAGAAAUUGGUUUCACACAGUCAAAUCUUCAGACCAGUAUUGCUCUGCUGGGGAUUAAAAUCAUUGAUCUGCUUUCAAAAACUUUAGUGUAAAUAUUGCAUUAUCAAAAUGUUCCUGAGGAGCCGUAGUCCCCCUUCUUUGUUUUUUUUUGGUUGGUUUUUAUUUGUUUGUUUGUUUAUUUGUUUUGGGGUGGUGUUGUUUUGUUGGGUUUUUUUUUGAUAACAUGCGCAUCACUCACUAUGAACAUGAAAGCAACAUAAAAAUAAGACAAUAUAUGUAAUAAACCAAUAAACUCACACUGAACAAAAAUAAGCAAGGUAAUACAUGUAAUCCACAGCACACAACAAAAGGAUAGUGACUUAGAACAAUACACCCUCACUUGCCUAAAUACUGUACCAUCACCCAGAGUCUACAGUAGCUGACGCGCCCCGGUUCACAAUGAGAACCUGGAGAAACCUUCCCGGGCAAGACUUCCAAGUGUACCUUGAAAGGGGGUCCAGCUGUUAUAAGCUCAAAUGGGCAAGUCAAAGUGACCUGAUUACAUGUUUAGUGCAGAAGCACCUGGGUCUGUUGGCAUACUUCACGACCAGCUAGGGCCAGGGCUUGGCCAGAGCCAAGGCCUUAACUGGAAAGUUUCCCUAACAUAUCCUACAAACAAGCCUCUAUAAAUAGCAGCUGGGAAAGUUUCCUAAAAAGAUACAUGUCUUGCAGAUAGCUACACAACAGUAUGUGAAAGUCUGUAAAGCAGCUGGCUUUGUCAUUUAUCUUUAGCUAAGUAGUCAAUGGUACCAUGAACAAACUGCAAACAGCCAAAGAAAUGCGUAUGUGUAACAUCGAAUAAUAUCUUCUGGUUAAUGCCCUUCAUAAAACGUCAGUGAAUUCACGAUAUGACAUUAAGAACAUACCCAGAAUCAUUAAUACAGCAACAGUAACUGAUCUAAGAAAUCAAGAUUAUAUUUCUCCACACACCUAUGUAUAUAUGACAAUAAAGCAAAAUAAAAGCAAGAAAGAAAGCACAAAACACCUUACAA